Phascolarctos cinereus (koala) is the source of this 6320-nucleotide messenger RNA. It is a transcript of the gene MBTPS2, whose product is annotated as membrane bound transcription factor peptidase, site 2. Gene Ontology annotation, cellular component: cytoplasm; membrane. The record is from RefSeq and is a predicted model, not a curated record. Lineage: Eukaryota; Metazoa; Chordata; Mammalia; Diprotodontia; Phascolarctidae. Gene Ontology annotation, molecular function: protein binding; metalloendopeptidase activity. Gene Ontology annotation, biological process: membrane protein intracellular domain proteolysis; regulation of response to endoplasmic reticulum stress.
AUACUUAAGAGAUUUAUUACUUUCGGAUAACUCAUAAUUGUUUUUCAGUAAGACUGAAGCUUUUUAAUACAUUUCAGGUCUAACAUUGCACAGGAACUUAGAUAGAGUGCCCUGCAGGGAAGGUUAAUGUCUGUUCGACUGAAUCAAAAUGGGCCGAUAAUAAGGUAUCUACUCCUGUAAUGGAAGCUUAACUGGAAUCAAACUGCAGGCUUUCUUCAAGCCAUUACAAUAAUUGAAAAAGGAAAGAUCUCUGAUUUAUUCUAAAUUCACUCAAGAAAAUUCCACUAUUCAUAUCGUUUAAAUAAUCCUUUUGCAAAAUUCCGUGGACAGUAUGUAUUUGACCACAACAGGAGCAGGCAACCGACCACUCACUAUUGGAAAAUACUGUCACGUGGGAGAGAAAGGCUCCAGCCAAGCAAAGGUUAAAUUCCCGGGAGAGGGGAGCUGACGCCAGACGCAAACGCGCUGAUGUAUUACGCAAAAGAAGGAAAUACUUAGCGCGCUCUUUGCUCAGCUUCGAGUUCCCCAGCCGGAAGUAUCCGGUUGGAAAACGUGGCUGCUGGAGACAAAGAGACCGGGGUAAUUUGGUUCCGGCCCAGAUGGCCUGCCAGUAGGAACUCCGCGGUUAGGAAGAAGGGUCGGUGGACGCCGGCGGGGAGGUUUGUCCUUCCUUCUUGGCCGCCGCUGCCAUGAUACCGAUUCCUCUGGUGGUGCUGGUGAUGGGGGGUUGGUGCGCCAUUUACCUAGCCGACACCUUGCUGAAGGCAUCAGAUUCUUUGAAGACUUCUUAUGAAGAAUGGCUGACAUCUUAUGGAUUGAGCAUCUCCCCUUUUCACAUACGAUGGCAAACCCCUGUCUUCAAUCGUCUCUUUUACGAUUGGGGACGUUGGAAACCCAGGCUGCUUUACCAGUGGUUCAAUUUAGGAAUGGUCUUUGGAAUAAUUGCCAUGUUCAGUUCUAUUCUCCUUCUUGGAAAUACCCUGAUACAAACUUUGUCACAGAUGUUGACUGAAGUCCCUUCAGCUCAGAAUGAUAGGAUGCUACAAGUUGUGGUUCCUGGUGUAAAUUUACCUGUCAGCCAACUCACCUAUUUCUUUACUGCUAUCCUUAUUAGUGGUGUCAUUCAUGAAAUUGGCCAUGGGGUGGCAGCUAUCCGAGAACAAGUUCGAUUUAAUGGAUUUGGAAUUUUUAUCUUCAUUGUUUAUCCUGGAGCAUUUGUUGAUCUGUUCACUACCCAUUUGCAACUUAUAUCUCCAGUCCAGCAGCUAAGAAUAUUCUGCGCAGGUGUCUGGCACAAUUUUGUACUUGGAGUUUUAAGUCUUGUGGCUCUCUUUCUGCUACCUGUAAUUCUUUUCCCAUUUUACUACACUGGAGUUGGGGCCCUUGUUCUGGAUGUCACUGAGGAUUCACCUGCUAAUGGACCCAGAGGCCUCUUUGUGGGAGACUUAGUCACCCAGCUCCAGGACUGUUCAGUUCAUAAAGUGGAAGAUUGGAAUUCCUGUCUGGGGAUCAUCUCACAGGAGCCACAGAUUGGUUACUGUAUAAGUUCAGCAACUUUGCAACAGUUAAGCUUCCCAGCCAGAGUGUACAAAAGGCUCGAUGGGACAGUUGAAUGUUGUAGUAACAACAGCCUCACAGAUGUCUGCUUUUCCUACAGUAAUAAUGUGGACACUCAUUUGUAUGCCUGUCUGCCAGCCCGGAAAACAAUUGAAGCUAAUCAAGUGUGUAGAAGUAAUGCAGAUUGUCAAAAGGACUUUAUUUCAAGUUUAUGUGUAAUACCGUCUUUGGAAAAUCAAACUCGAUUAAUAAGAGUGAAACACUCACCUCAGAUUGAUAUGCUGUUUGUAGGACAUCCACUGCACCUUCAGUACACAGUGAGCCUCAGCAGUUUCAUCCCACGGUUCAACUUUCUAAGCGUUGAUCUACCUGUGGUAAUAGAGACAUUUUUCAAAUACCUAAUUUCACUCUCAGGAGCACUGGCUGUCAUCAAUGCUGUACCCUGCUUUGCUUUAGAUGGACAAUGGAUGUUAAACUCUUUUCUUGAAGCUACCCUUAGUUCACUGAUCAUAGACAAGCAAAAUAGAGAUUUGCUAGGAUUUUUAAUUUUACUUGCUGGUAGUACACUUUUGGCUGCCAAUGUGGCCCUGGGACUCUGGAUGGUGACAGCCCGAUAAUAUAUAUAUAUCUGGACUCAUUUGACAAAAUCUGUGAGUUGUUACAAUGUGCCAAAAAAAAACAACAUAACAUUUGUUGCUGAUUAAAAAAAAACUUUGCUUGGUUUGAAAUAUAAAUAACUUCCUUAAAGCUAUCUUAAUCAGCACCAUUUAAUGAGAUCCUUCUAAAUCUAGAGGUCUGUACUAGGUAUUCUCCACAAUACCUUUUGUUACCCCACUAACAAAAGAAAUAAGAAAGACCUGAUCUCUGACCUCAAAGGAUUUCAGUCUGUCCGUGACAACAUUUGUACAUUAAUUUGGACUUUAUAAGUUCAUCUGUAAAAAAUAUUUGUCAUGUCAUAUCUAAGCAGUAUGUUACCUUAGGGUAAGGGAAUGAAUAGAGGUGAAGAGGUGAAUUUAUAUUAGGUUUUGAAGGAAGCAAGAGAUAUUCUGUGGCCACACUGAAAAGGUGAGAAUUUCCUAGGCUGGUCACAAUUGAAUCAAAACAUCUUUGGUCUGUGAUGUUUUUAAUUUAGUGCUGGAUUAUUUGUCACAGAGGAAACUUGGGUAAUAGAGAAAGGUCUAGCCUCUGAGUGAAGAAGACUUGGGUGCAAAUCCUGAAUCUACCAUAUAACUGGCUUUGUGACCGUAGACAAGACAAUGUCUUCAUGCCCUACACAGUGUGCUAAGACUGUAAGUUGCAGAAUUGUUACUGAUUAACGUUGGUACAGGGAGUUUUCCUCAACAUAAGUUCCCUACAUCUACCGAUCCAGACCAAAAAUUAUGUUUCUUUAGAGCAGCUCUAAUUAAACAUUGUUCUCUUGAUAACAUUUUGUUUACAUAGAUAUGGUGUUAAAUUUCUGUGAAUUAUUCAGGGACGUGUGUAUGUAUGUGUAUGUGUGUGUGUGUGUGUGUGUGUUUAAAUUAAUGACAUAAAAAGAAAUAAAAAUCUAGACAUUAUUUUUCAAGCCCUGUGUCUCCAAAUAUGCUUGGAGAAUAAAAAAAGUAGAAGCUGAGACCUACCAUAACAUGAGGUUUGUUUUUUAACACUUUGUAACAACAGUUGAUUCUUGAAUAAGAUAUUACCUUGUCUUUAAAAAGCAGCCUUAAUGGUGAGUUUAGUUGUGAGCUUCAGACAAGGAUCUUUGCCUUGUAUAACAUUCUGUCAGUCUACCUUGAUAGUGUUUUUAAACCUAAAAAUCACAGUAUAGGUAUAGGUAUUAGUUUAUGGGCACCAUGUUCUUUCAGGGCUCUUACUGUCCUGUGCUUGGCAAGUUAGGCUAGAAUCUGUCUUUCCUCUAGAAUAAUGGCAUUUGUGGCUGUUUCAGUUAGUCCUAGCCCUGAUGUCAGAGUUAUACAGCAGGGGCUACUUUUCAGGGGAGGCAGCUAAGUGAGAAGUAGAAAUACAGGAAUAGUAUCCCAUUCCAGCCCAAACAGAUCCUUGAGUUUGAUGUCAAAGAAAAGUCAAAGGCUAGAUGAGAUUGGGUCUUAUGACCUUAUUAUGGCUAAAUAUCAGUAUGACUCAGCUGAAACAUUCUGGAAAUAAGUGGUCUCACAGCUACUAGGCCUUAGGAAAGGAUUAUCUAUUCUUCCAGGUAGAGGGGAGGUUGAUUAGCCACUUGGGAAGAGUUCUUUGAAUCCACUCCUCCCCUAGACACUACAGUGUGACCAUUUGUCACAAUACAUGUAUAGAAUGAAUCUCCUUAAGUAUUCUGUUUCCAAAUAAUUACAAAAUAAAAGUAAUCCAAAUAAUUACAGAAUUCCUGAGGAAAAGGGUUCUAAUUGUUCAAGACAACCUGCUAUUUGCAGUUUCUCUUAUCUUUUGAGUCCUUCCUUUGGCCUGGUCAGCUUAUGUGAAGCCCUUAACAACUGCAGGCUCUUCUCUCAGUUCGUAAUUCUCCCUUUGAACAUAGUUUCCUCCCUAUUUUGGCUGCCCUUCUUAUCCUUCAUUGAGUCACAGUCUGCCCUGUGUCUCAUGAUAUCUUUUCUUCCUUCCCUUUGGAUUUCAUAUACAUACCUCUGAUAUUUGGAGAGAUAGCUAAGGAAGAGAUGGACUCCAUUAUUAGACCAAUUUUUUUUGAUCUAUCACAAGACAAACUAGGGGUUCUGAUGUCUUUUGUUUACAGUGAUUUUUGAGCUUAGAGGCAUUUCUCAGAAGACGUUAAAAACCAUUUCCACUUUAGAUUUACAGCUCUCUGGUUUCUUUUUUGGGAUCUCCUGGAUGGACUCUGGCUCAAAAUUACCCAACCUGACUUAGACUAUACAGAACUGGACAACCACCUGGGGAAUCUGAGAAUGGCCUUUUUAGCAGACUGAGGUAAACAUUUUUUGCCUGGAAAUAACUAAAGAAUGCUUUUAAGGAGGUUAAUGCAAAUUCAAAAUCAAGCAUGUAAGUGUUAUGUGAACAAUGGUCAGCCUCUUGAGAUCCUCAUAGAGUCCAUAGGUAUAGGAGGCUUAAGCUAAAGUGGGUAUUAUAUGUAAGUACAGUCUUUUAUGGAGUCCUGGAAGUCUGUCUUUUAAUGAAACAACCACAUUAGUUCUAUUAUUUCAAUAGGGAAUAAUUAUGGAAAGUUUCCCAAGACCUCCAAGAUACCAUAAAAUGCAAGGAAAAGAAUUGUGUGUCAAAGGAUCCUGGAUAAACUAGAGGACUAGAGAAAUAAGGUUUUUCUAUUUCAGAUAAAUGCAAUGAUGAUGACUUCUCACAGUUAUUGAGAAUGAAAUCAUAGAAGACAAUUAUGUGCAGUCUUAGAAAAACAUCCCUUGAUGCCACUUUGAGAAACGGAAAACUAGAAAGAGAUCAUUGCCUUGUCUAUAAUAUGGAAUUUGUUUUAUUAGAUGCAUUCACUAGCAAAGUGUGUAAAGGGUGGUAUUAGAUAGAAAUAUGUGUAAGAUGAUCAGAAUUAAAGAGGGAUUUAUGGAGUCGGAAAACAUGCUUCUGUGUUUAAAAUGUCAAAAUGUACCAUUGAAUAGUCACUGUGCAAAAGUUAUGUAAGUUGUAGUUUUCAUAUUGCUUCUCUUUCAUAUGGGAUAUUAUCAAUUUUUAAUUGCUUAGCAUGAUUAGAAAAUUGGAUUCUUUUAGGGAUAAAGAAAAUUGUUUUUGUGCUGCCAUUUAAUUUAAGCAGGGAAACCUUAUUUUCCAACUCUGUAGUGGCCUAACUAUGGUGCCAUAUUUAUAUUUUUUCUUUUUUUCCUUAGAGAUGUUAUAUAGAGAAUUUGUUUUCUGUAAAGGAAUUUGCAAAACAUAUAGCAUUUUACUUUUUUGGUCAUAUGUCUAUAGAGAUCAUUACCUUAUUCCAACCUGAAAUAUGUGAAUAUAUUUCUUGUCAACUUGUUGGGCUCAAUCACACUCAUCAAAUUGCAUGUAUUAAAUGUCCACAUGUAAGUGAUGCAUAAGUAUUUUUUUCCCUAAAAAGCCCUUUGACCAUACUAUAUUAGAUGUACAAUGAAUUCUUUUGGGGGGGGGAUGGAAGGUGGAAGAUACCUCCAGGCAAGGUGACGUAUGCCUAUAUUCCCUACUGCUGGAAGAGGCAAUUCUGAGCUGUAGCAGAGCCAAAGACAAUCAGGUGUCUGCACUAAAUCCAGUACCAAUAUGAUUAGCCCCUGGGAGAAGGGGACUAGUAGGCUGCCUAAGCAGGGUCUAACUGGCUCGGGUCAGAAACAGAGUAGGUCAAAGUUUGCAUACUGAUUAGUAGUGAGAUUAACCCAUCAGUGGCUGCUAAACUUCCAGCCUAGGCAAAAUAAGGGGACCCAGGCUCGCCUCCUUCCCCAAAAAAAGUUAUGCUUCAACUUGAAGACAACUUAAUUGCUGGCAACUGAUGUUAAUAAAUAACAACAUGGAACCAUAUUUUGUACUUUAUACUGACUUGAUUCCAUUUCUUUCUGAUCAUAUAUAUAAAAUAACUCUCCUCUGCUGAUUGAAUAAUAUCUUAAUUGUCUGUAAUCUUUUCAUAUUUUUGUCUAAAAUGAAGCCACUCCUACUGAAAACAAUCACUGGUUCUCUGUCAAUUUCAGACAUUUUGGUUAUUGGUGCAAACUCUGAGGCCUGUUCUAGAUUCUCUUCCUUUGCAAUAACUACUUUUAUUCCUAUGGUUAUGUAUUUAACCUUUGGAUAAAGCAGAGUGCUUUAUUUGUACAUAACAAAAUAAAAAUAAUUUUAAAAAAUUUUAA